Messenger RNA from Pisolithus orientalis, 2762 nucleotides. RefSeq lists its product as uncharacterized. The coding region runs from base 353 to 2632 and encodes 759 amino acids. NCBI's taxonomy places the organism in Eukaryota, Fungi, Basidiomycota, Agaricomycetes, Boletales, Pisolithaceae. The transcript is spliced from 10 exons. Gene Ontology annotation, molecular function: ATP binding; ATP hydrolysis activity. The record is from RefSeq and is a predicted model, not a curated record.
UCCUCCAUACACCCCGAUCAGCCGGGGCCCAUGCCCACACCCCGUUUUUUUCAUGGCGCUUGGGGACUGCAUACGAAGUAAGUAUUUCUCAUGCUGGCGCUCAUCCGUAUCGCUGCCGUUACCACUUGUUAUGUACCACCCGAUCAAGAUCUUCACGCUCCGGUGACCCACCUCCCCCGAGUUUUAAAAUGUACCCACCCAACAGUUGCAGGACCUCUUCUUCAAACUUCUUUUUUCUUCCUUUCCUACUUCUAUCGGAGCCCUCAACUACCCCAUUCCCUCGCAAUUCGUCCCAUCUCCUUUCAAUUCUACUGACCAAGAUAGCUCAGGCUUCCGUCCACUUGACACCACCAUGCGCCCCGACAGUAACACAGGGCCUAAUGUACACUCCCACGCCAUCGGCCCCGCUUUCGGCAAUAUGAUCCUUCAGGCUUUCAAUGCACCAAGAUUGGCGGAACCCACUUUUCGCGUACAGAUAAAUGAACUGGACCUACGCCAUCCCCCUUCAAUUCGUUGGGGUCACGAUGACUCGUUCUACGUGGACGUUGAUGUUGAUGGGCGGGUUCAAACAACAUCUAUCGUCGGCAAACACAAAUUACCUUGGAAAGAUAGCUUUAUCUUUGAUGCCCGACAAUCUUCUGUUAUCACAUUGCGGGUUUUUGCUUGGCGUAUGCUCCAUAAAGACACAUAUGUUGGUUCGGUUCAAGGCAGAUUGGAUGCUUUUCUUGGCUCCUCUGAAAAAGCUGUUCCCCACGAGGUCUCACUCUCCCAUCCCAAUAAUGACCAUCAUUACCCUGUCUCGAAGACUAAAUUUCGGUUUUCAGUCGAGCGUGUAGGGGAAGUUGAAGAACCCGGCUUUCGUAAUGUGACCAGUGGACCCCCGGUUAAAGAGAAUCGCCCGGAACUUACCACUUCAAUUGCGGCGAUUGUUGCUCUCUUCCCCAAUGACGGCCGGAUCCAACAAAUACUGGAAAGUGCAAAUACUUUUAGCCCGCUGCUGGACAAGAUCAAUAUCUUUCUCACGUUUACUGAUGCCCUCGGGGAUAUUCAUCCCUACGUGAAGAUGGCUGCCGUAAUCCUGAAAGGAGUGAUCAAGGUUUUCACAUUGCAAAUGGUUUUCAAAAACAACGUCAAAGAUCUCGUUGAAACCAUGGCCGACGCUCACAGUUUUCUGUCCGAGUCAGAUCCACUCUCGAGGAUACAGUCUCAUCGACAGAUCAUCCGUGCCCUCUCGCUCCAGACGGUCGAGUGCUUGUAUUUCCUUCGAGACAUCACGGAGGGCGGUUUCGGACACCUUAUAGGCCGACUAUUGACAAAUACCGAGCGAAAGUUCCAGGAAUACACCCAGAGGUUCCAGCAGCUGAGGGCUGCUCUGCAGGAACGUGCCAUUAUUUCGAUCGCGGUCACUGUGUUACGUCUAUAUGACGAAGUUCAAGGAAUAGCUGUGCAAAUACCCCUCGAAAACAUGCAUUACGCUGAGGACGUCCACUAUACUGAUGUGGACGAAUGUGAUUCUAUGGCACCUGACCGGCGUGAACUCAGCGACGAGAUUGCCCGCUGGAUUAAUGGUGACUCGAUGGAGCGCAUCUUUUAUGUUUGCGGACCAGCUGGAUGUGGAAAGACCGCUGUCGCUCGCGAAGUGGCUCGUUUAUUUGACGGGUUACAACGACUUGGAUCAUCUUACUUUAUCCGUGAAUCUCAAAAUCCUUCCCACCAACAUUGCCAAUCACAUCACAAUGAUCCCCGCGAUCCCAGCUGCAUCUUCCGCAAUAUUUCUCGCGAUAUUGCAGAUCAUAAUCCCCACUUCAAGCAAGUUGUUGGCGAGAAAGUGAAGAAGUGUGCCGUACGAACGACGAACGGCGUUCGCAAACAAUUCCAAGAACUCAUCUUGGAACCAGCCAAACACGUCAGUUGGUAUGGACCAGUGGUUAUCGUCAUUGACGCCCUAGAUGUCUGUGGAGAAGGCCGCCAGAGAAAGGAUCUGCUUAAUGUACUCGCAACUAAGGCCGCAGAACUACCUCCCAACUUCCGGAUUCUAAUAACUAGUCGCCCGGAGGCAGACAUCGUGCACGCCUUCAAAGACAAGUCGCAUGUAACGAUGAAGAUCCUUGAGGAUGCUACAUUGCCGGAUAACGAUUCAGGGAUUUCUUUCUCACCGGUCGCUGCCUCCUGUCAAAGACGUUACCCCUCUCCUGCCAGUGACAGUGUUCUGGAGUCCGAUUAUUUGGAAGGCGGGAACCUUGCAGAUCAUAGGUCUUUUGAAUUUUUCGACGAACAGGACAUCUAUCCGCACGUUGGCGAUACUUCGCCCCCUCCACCGUACGUCCACGAAGAUGCGACUCCGGGGAACCGAAACUACACACCGGUUUUAUAUACGAAGGAGCAAGCAGACAUGCCAUUCUACCAUGCUGGCAGCCCGUUGCACCUUCACGAUACAAGCAACCCUCUGGUGUCCGUUGGAAGCAAGGUUUACAUGGUCGUACAUGGGCAUCAUGUCGAUGGAGACAUCCGGCACCGAGUUUAUCCAGGCGAGCUCGCUGAGGUAGAACAUCCGGAGAAAGGCGUAGAUGGAUACACAGGCCGCCGAUAUUGUUAUCGGCCAGUUUAUCCAGCCCGUCAUUCACGCGCAUGAAGUUACCCACCCUUGAAUUUACUUUCUCAUACCGUGUAUAUUUGUGCUAGAUCACAAUACGCAAUUGUAUUGCCGACGUAUAUCAUGUACAGAUACCAUCGCGAUAUCAAUGAUAUGUGCAAAGUGGAUU